This is a messenger RNA of Oncorhynchus keta (chum salmon), 9573 nucleotides long. RefSeq names its product zinc finger protein 239-like. The record is from RefSeq and is a predicted model, not a curated record. The transcript is spliced from 6 exons. Gene Ontology annotation, molecular function: DNA-binding transcription factor activity, RNA polymerase II-specific; RNA polymerase II cis-regulatory region sequence-specific DNA binding. NCBI's taxonomy places the organism in Eukaryota, Metazoa, Chordata, Actinopteri, Salmoniformes, Salmonidae. Gene Ontology annotation, biological process: regulation of transcription by RNA polymerase II. Bases 1891 to 2988 code for a protein of 365 amino acids.
GUAGGGCUGACCAGCUACAUUAUUGCAAUUAUUAUCAAAUAAAGGUUGAUUGUUUGAAGAAAUGACAAAGUAUCUCCUGAUUGGUUAGAAUUUCCACCACAAUGUGCAGUAACAAUGUUAGACCAGACUCAUAGUACAGAAUGAAUGACUGACUGCCCAGUUCAACGUCAGUUCACGGUCUCACCUCAUACAGUAUUGGAGCAGCAGCAGAUGACUUGAUCGUUGAUGCUAAUCAGCAUAUUUGAAUCUGAGAGCAACGAGAGCCGACUACACUCUAAAAAUGAAGGGUUCAACUGGAGUUGUUCUCAGAUCCCCUAAGAACCGUAGGGUUCUUGUCAAUGAAAAACAACCCCAAAAGGUUCUUCAAAUGACUUGUUAGAAGGUGGGUUCAUCGAGGAACCUCCGUUGUUGCUGGACUUCUUCCGGAAACUUCGCAAUUACAACUGAAAACGCUGGUGGCAAGUUUGGAUGCGACAACAGUUAAAAAGGACAGAACAUGGACACAAUGCAAUUGGGAUCAAGAAGGUACAUGAAGAUGUUCUCAGAAAUGAAUCAAGUCCAUAGAAUGGAUAUAGACAAAAAGAGAAUUCAAGGACUAGCAGAGGUAGAGAGGUGAGGCAGGGGUGAGGACAUCAUCCUGCUAUUUUGACAGUCCCUGAAGGACAAUACAGAAGAGGACUGGAGACCACAGCAACGAUUCUGCUCUUGCCCUACCUCUUCAAUGAGUACCCGAGUGGCCUUUAUGUCCUUGACAAUGUAUCAUCUGUUUCUUCAUAAACAUAGAUUUCACUGCUCUUCACUCCUUUACUGCACUUUACUGUGUUCUGGGGAUAAGAGAAGUUGGGGUGAAGUUACCAGGGCCGGUCAUAAUGAUGGCAAACUAACAUAACUAAGUGGAUAGGAUAUACACACUAAAGCUGAAAAAUCUAUAUUUAGCAUCAAGUCUACAAUAUUGUUAGUUUACCUAUGAUUCAUUUUGAAUGUAUGUUGUUUUUAUUGUACAUCAUAAUUUUUAAAUUUGUUGUAAAUGUCAUGAAAAGCACUAUACAAAGUAAAUGUAGUAUUUAUUAUGGUCUGACAUGUCUGCAGAAAUGUUGCAAUUUUGUAAUGUGUUUUGAAAAUAUUAAUUCACAUUUGUGGUGCCACUAAAUUAACAAUGAAUUAUUUAAAUCAAUAUUGUUAUUAUUAUUUAAAUAUUUUUUCAUAAUGGGGAAGUGUGGACAGGGGGAUUAAAAAAAAUUAACCCCAAAAGCUUAUUCGAGGAACUUAUAGGGAUUCCCACAAAAGGUUAUUCAAAUUACUUUUAGUGGCUCCCCCAGUUUCAAUUUGAAGAACCCCUAAGGAUACUCCAGUAACCUUUACUUUUUACAGUGUAUAUUGAUAAAAGUCACCUUGUCCGAGAGACAUUUACAUAGUUAUACACAGCCCAAUAUUGGAUGACUAUUUUGGGGCGAAAUAGUACAUUUUUACACUAUAAUAAAUGUUUCUGAUGCCACAUCGCCCGUUUUCAAAGGGAGUCGUUGGUUUUUAGGGGCGGUCGCUUUUUAGCUUUUUGUCCUUCAGUUUUUUCUCAACUCUGAUACCAACUCCAGUCAGCAGAUGGCGAUGUUCGUCUUUCAGGUGAUUCUGCCACUGGGACGUAUAAUCUCGUGGACGGAACGCUUCUUCAAAAACAACAGCUAGUCAGACACCUUGGUACCUUGCUAGGCAAAACAGCCGAAACAUUGAAGUUAUUUGGACUGUGUCGGUGUAUAGCCACUGUGUAAUUACCAGCAUUAUAUCGUAUCUACUUUUAAUUUCAUAUUUAAAUUGUUGUUAGUCAGCUAAUUUAGUUGGCUUGAUAAAUUAGCCUAGCACUACGCUAAUGCUAGCUAGCUAUUAUCCCCUACCAUGAGUUGCUCACUAAACUUCUCCCCUCCUGCUAAAGAAGAUGGAGUCUGCUGGACUGAGAAAGAAGCUCUGGGGCUGAACGUUUUCGUGAAAGAGGAGGAUGUCACAGUAAAACAAGAAGUAGAGGGUGAGGCUGUUACCGUGAAAGAAGAAGAGAAAGAAGUUACAGUGAAAGAAGAGGAAGACGUGUUCAGAGUGAAGGAGGAGGAGGAUGUAACAGUAAAAGAAGGGGAGAAAGAGGAGGAUGUAGUUCUUGAAGUGAAGGAGGAGGAGGAGGAGACAGAAGGAGAGAGAUGGGCCUAUCGUGGAUUCUCUGGGGAGCCUCAACAACAUGAUGCUGACGAGGCAGAGAAGAGUCUCUCCACAUCAGGACACCUCAAGAAACACCAUCAGAGACCCACAGGAAAGAAAUCUCACUGCUGCUCUGACUGUGGGAAACGUUUCAAAUCUUCAUCAGAACUUAAAAAACACCAGAGAAUUCACACAGGAGAGAAGCCUUAUAGCUGUGAUCAGUGUGGCAAGAGUUUUACUCAGUCAAGCCACCUGGUAUCACACCAGAGAACACACACAGGAGAGAAGCCUUAUAGCUGUGAUCAUUGUGGCAAGGGUUUUACUCAGUCAACCAACCUGGUAUCACACCAGAGAACACACACAGGAGAGCAGCCAUAUAGCUGUGAGCAAUGUGGGAAAAACUUUUCUCGGAGAGAACACCUUAAAGAGCACCAGAGAACACACACAGGAGAGAAACCUUAUAGUUGUGAUCAAUGUGGGAAAAGCUUUUCUCAGAUAGAACACCUUAAAGGACACCAGAGAACACACACAGGAGAGAAGCCUUAUAGCUGUGAUGUAUGUGCAGAUAGUUUUACUACAUCAAGCCAGCUGGUAGUACACCAGCGAGUACACACAGGAGAGAAACCUUAUAGCUGUAGUCAGUGUGGGAAGAGUUUUACUCAGUCAAACAGCCUGAAAUCACACCAGAGAACACACACAGGAGAUAAACCUUAUAGCUGUGAUCAAUGUGACAAGAGAUACUCUCAUUCAAGUGGUCUGAUUAAACAUCAGAAAAUACAUGCAGGAGAUCCACAGAGUGUAGAAUGAUCUCCAACACCAGACCUGGGUAGUAGAACACAGAGUGUAGAAUAAUCUCCAACACCAGACCUGGUUGUAGAACACAGAAUGUGGAAUGAUCUCCAACACCAAAUCUCUAUACAUCAAAUCACAUUUUAUUUGGCACAUACACUUGUUUAGCAGAUGUUAUUGCGGGUGUAGCGAAACGCUUGUGUUUCUAGCUCCAACAGUCCAGUAAUAUCUAACAAGUAAUAUCUAACAAUACACACAAUCUAAAGGAAGGGAAUUAAGAAUAUAUAAAUAUUUGGACGAGUGAUGUCAGUGCGACAAGGUUUAUCUGAGACAGUAGAAUAGAAUAGAAUAGAAUAGAAUACAGUAUAUACAUAUGAGAUGAGUAAUGCAUAGACUAAGAUACAGUAGAAUAGGAUAUAAUACAGUAUAUAUACAUAUGAGAUGAGUAAUACAUAGACUAAGAUACAGUAGAAUAGGAUAGAAUACAAUAAAUACAUAUGAGAUGAGAAAUGCAUAGACUAAGAUACAGUAGAAUAGGAUAGAAUACAGUAUAUCCAUAUUAGAUGAGUAAUGCAUAGACUAAGAUACAGUAGAAUAGGAUAGAAUACAGUAUAUCCAUAUUAGAUGAGUAAUGCAUAGACUAAGAUACAGUAGAAUAGGAUAGAAUACAGUAUAUCCAUAUUAGAUGAGUAAUGCAUAGACUAAGAUACAGUAGAAUAGGAUAGAAUACAGUAUAUCCAUAUUAGAUGAGUAAUGCAUAGACUAAGAUACAGUAGAAUAGGAUAGAAUACAGUAUAUACAUAUGAGAUAAGUAAUGCAAAAUAUGCAAACAUUAUUAAAGUUUCCAAGUCUAUGUGUAUAGGCAGUAAGUAGCCUCUAAUGUGCUAGUGAUGGCUAUUUAACAGUAUUUAACCGUCUGAUGGCCUUGAGAUAGAAGCUGUUUUUCAGUCUCUCUGUCCCAGCUUUGAUGCACCUGUUCUGACCACACCUUCUGGAUGAUAACGGGGUGAACAGGCAGUGGCUCGGGUGAUUGUUGUCCUUGAUUAUCUUUUUGGCAUUCCUGUGAAAUCGGGUGCUGUAGAUGUCCUGGAGGGCAGGUAGUUUGCCCCCCGGUGAUGCAUUGGGCAGACCGCAUCACUGGGGUAGUUGCAGGCUGUAUCAGUUGCUGUGCCAGGCGGUGAUACAGCCUGACAGGAUGCUCUCAAUUGUGCAUCUGUAAAAGUUUGUGAGGGUUUUAGGUGCCAAGCCAAAUUUCUUCAGCCUCCUGAGAUUGAAGAGUCGCUGUUGCACCUUCUUUACCACGUUUCUGUGUGGGUGGACCAUUUCAGUUUGUCCGUGAUGUGUACGACGAGGAACUUUAAACUUUCCACCUUCUCCAUUGCGUCCCAUCAAUGUGGAUAGGGGGUGCUCCCUCUGCUGUUUCCUGAAGUCCACAAUCAUCUCCUUUGUUUUUUUGACGUUGGGCGAGAGGUUAUUUUCCUGGCACCACACUCCCAGGGCCCUCACCUCCGCCCUGUGGGUUGUCUCAUCAUUGCUGGUAAUCAGGCCUACUACUGUUGUGUCGUCUGCAAACUUGAUUAUUGAGGUGUGCAUGGCCAUGCAGUCAUGGGUGAACAGGAAGUACAGGAGGGGGCUCAGCACCCAUCCUUGUGGGUAUCAGCGACGUGGAGGUGUUUUUUCCUACCUUCACCACCUGGGGGUGGCCCGUCAGGAAGUCCCAAGUUCAGACCCAGGGUCUCAAGCUUAAUGAAGGGCUCGAAGGGUACUAUGGUGUUGAAUGCUGAGCUGUAGUCAAUGAACAGCAUUCUUACAUAGGUAUUCCUCUUGUCCAGAUGGGAUAGGGCAGUGCGAUAGUGAUUCUAUCGUCUGUGGAUCUAUUGAGGCGGUAAGCAAAUUGAAGGGGUCUAGGGUAUCAGGUAAGGUAGACGGUGAUAUAUCAUCCUUGACUAGUCUCUCAAAGCACUUCAUGAUGACGGAAGUGAGUGCUAUAGGGCGAUAGUGAUAUAGUUCAGUUACCUUUGCUUUCCGGGCUCUAGAGUGGCGAAACAGUUUAAGGCACUGCAUCUCAGUGCGAGAUUUGUUACUACAGUCCCUGGUUUGAAUCCAGGCACUCAAUAAGCACAGCAUCGUCCGGUUUUGGCCGGGGUAUGCCGUUAUUGUAAAUAAGAAUUUGUUCUUAACUGACUUGCCUAGUUAAAUAAAAAAAAUAUUGGGUACAGGAACAAUGGUGCACAAGGAUGAUGACUCAUAUGUCUAGAAUCAGACGACGUAGAGAACAAGCUACCCCUUGUUUUCACCAUUCCGUUUCCAAAAAGUGACUCAAAAUAUGUAUUUGAGAAUGGUCUAUCUGCUGACCGCAGACUGGGGGGCACGGCAUGUAAUGAUUUUCGUGUAGUGAUGAUUUACUACACACCGUGCCCCCCAAUAGUGCCAUGCGAGAGUUGGGUUGGCUACACCAAAGAUUAUGGAUAUACUGACAAGAAGUCUCUCCGCCCUGACAAGGGGAGUCGUUGUCCAUAAAGCGGCACUGCGGGUUGUCUAGCUUCCGCCUAUCCUUUCUUUGGAUUUGGAUACUUCUUAUUAUUGUAAUAAUUUUGUAAAUUUUUUUUACGAGGGUUGUUGACGUCAACCGCCUGUAUUCAAUGGGGAGUAGAGGUCGGCCAAUUAUUAUUUUUCAAUGCUGAUACCAAUUAAUCAGCCGAUUAAAAAAAAAAAAAAAUGUAUUUGUAAUAAUGACAAUUACAACAAUACUGUAGCGACCUGCACAGACAGCUGUGUGUUAUGUGUUAGGCUAGUAGGUGGUUGUGUUGUACUUACCAGUACCCAGUGUUCGCGGGGUCCGACAUGCCAAUCAACCUGCUAUCUGCCAAUCACGGGAAUGCCUGGAAUGUUCUGAUGCCCAGCAUCCUGGCGGUUGGUGGAGUGGCGUGGAGGGGGGUUGGGCAGGGGGAUGGAGCAUUGGAAGUUAAGACCAGGUUUCGCCUUUGUUCUCUCUCUUACGUCUGGGCUUCACAAGACAAGGUCACGAUUAGCUUGUGGGUUAUCUUUAAUUUAUUUGGCGUGGGCUACGGCCAAACAGUAGCCUGUGUAAAGUUGGUUUAAUAAACCGGCAAUUCGUAAAUUCAAAACUCUGUCUGGACAAUUGUUCCUUUAUGAUCUAGUCAGGUCAUUACAAUACUGAAUGAACACUUAUUUUAACUUAAUAUAAUACUUCAAUAAAAUCAAUUUAGCCUCAAAUAAAAUUUGGUUUAAAUAAUGCAAAAACAAAGUGUUGGAGAAGAAAGUAAAAGUGCAAUAUGUGCCAUGUAAGAAAGCGAACGUUUAAGUUCCUUGCUCAGAACAUGAGAACAUAUGAAAGCUGGUGGUUCCUUUUAACAUGAGUCUUCAAUAUUCCCAGGUAAUAAGUUUUAGGUUGUAGUUAUUAUAGGAAUUAUAGGACUAUUUCUCUCUAUACGAUUUGUAUUUCAUAUACCUUUGACUAUUGGAUGUUCUUAUAGGCACUUUAGUAUUGCCAGUGUAACAGUAUAGCUUCCGUCCCUCUCCUCGCUCCUACCUGGGCUCGAACCAGGAACACAUCGACAACAGCCACCCUCGAAGCAGCGUUACCCAUGCAGAACAAAGGGGAACAACUACUCCAAGUCUCAGAGCAAAUGACGUUUGAAACGCUAUUAGCGCGCACCCCGCUAACUAGCUAGCCAUUUCACAUCGGUUACACCAGCCUAAUCUCAGGAGUUGAUAGGCUUGAAGUCAUAAACAGCGCAAUGCUUGGAGCAUUGCGUAGAGCUGCUGGCAAAAUGCACGAAAGUGCUGUUUGAAUGAAUGCUUACGAGCCUGCUGCUGCCUACCAUCGCUCAGUCAGACUGCUCCAUCCAAUCAUAGACUUAAUUAUAACAUAAUAACACACAGAAAUGCGAGCCUUAGGUCAUUAAAAUGGUCGAAUCCAGAAACUAUCAUCUCAAAAACAAAAUGUUUUUUCUUUCAGUGAAAUACGGAACCGUUCUGUAUUUUAUCGAACGGGUGGCAUCCCUAAGUCUAAAUAUUCCUGUUACAUUGCACAACCUUCAAUGUUAUGUCAUAAUUAUGUAAAAUUCUGGCAAAUUAGUUCGCAACGAGCCAGGCGGCCCAAACUGCUACAUAUACCCUGACUCUGCGUGCUAUGAACGCAAGAGAUGUGACACAAUUUCACCUGGUUAAUAUUGCCUGCUAAACUGGAUUUCUUUUAGCUAAAUAUGCAAGUUUAAAAAUAUUGAUUUUAAGAACGGCAUUGAUGUUUAUGGUUAGGUACAGUCGCGCAACGAUUGUGCUUUUUUCGCAAAUGUGCUUUUGUUAAAUCAUCCCCCGUUUGGCAAAGUUGGCUGCUUUUGUUAGGAAGAAAUAGUCUUCACACAGUUCGCAACGAGCCAGGCGGCCCAAACUGCUGCAUAUACUCUGACUUUGCAAGAGAAGUGACACAAUUUCCCUAGUUUAAAGAAAUUCAUGUUAGCAGGCAAUAUUAACUAAAUAUGCAGGUUUAAAAAAUAUAUACAGUGGGGCAAAAAAGUAUUUAGUCAUAUCUUUUAUACUGAUAACAAGUUCAAACAGGUGGCAUUAAUACAGGUAACGAGUGGAGGACAGAGGAUCCUCUUAAAGAAGAAGUUACAGGUCUGUGAGAGCCAGAAAUAUUGCUUGUUUGUAGGUGACCAAAUACUUAUUUUCCACCAUAAUUUGCAAAUAAAUUCAUUAAAAAUCCUACAAUGUGAUUUUCUGGAUUUUUUUUCUCAUUUUGUCUGUCAUAGUUGAAGUGUACCUAUGAUGAACAUUACAGGCCUCUCUCAUCUUUUUAAAUGGGAGAACUUGCACAAUUGGUGGCUGACUAAAUACUUUUUUGCCCCACUGUACUUGUGUAUUGAUUUUAAGAAAGGUAUUGAUGUUUAUGGUUCGGUACACGUUGGAGCAACGAUAGUCCUUUUUCGCGAAUGCGCACCGCAUCGAUUAUAUGCAACGCAGGACACGCUAGAUAAACUAGUAAUAUCAUCAACCAUGUGUAGUUAACUAGUGAUUAUGAUUGAUUGUUUUUUAUAAGAUAAGUUUAAUGCUAGCUAGCAACUUACCUUUGCUUCUUACUGCACUCGCAUAACAGGCAGGCUCAUCGUGGAGUGCAAUGUAAGGCAGGUGGUGAGUGCGUUGGACUAGUUAACCGUAAGGUUGCAAGAUUGAAUCCCCGAGCUGACAAGGUUUUUAAUCUGUCGUUCUGCCCCCUGAACAAGGCAGUUAACCCACCGUUCCUAGGCCAUCGUUGAAAGUAAGAAUGUGUUCUUAACUGACUUAGGUGUGAAAUAUAUAUAUAUUUUUUAAAUGGCCAAAUCAGUGACCAAAAAUACUAUUUUCCAAGUGUUAUGAAAACUUGAAAUCGGCCCUAAUUAAUCGGCCAUUCCAGUCGACCUCUAAUGGAGAGAGAUGCUAAGCUACUAGCCUCAUGACAUGAAUAUGCAUAGCGAUCUGGAGACAACUCCUAUAGUGUUUUUUUUACACACCAUUCUAAACAGUCCCCUGGUAUAGGUUCAUAUCUGACAGAGAUGAACACACCGUUCUAUACAGUCCACCUGAUAGAGUUUCAUAUCUGACAGAUGAAAAUCUCUGUUAGAAACUUAGAAAGAGGGGGAGUCUAAAGCUGCAACAACUAGGAUUGUGCCUUUGGCUUCUGGACAACGAAAUAAAGUUGAUAUGAAAACCAAUAGAACAGGAGAGAAAUGACAUAGUGGUGGGUCCAAUAGAACAGGAGAGAAAUGACAUAGUGGUGGGUCCAAUAGAACAGGAGAGAAAUGACAUAGUGGUGGGUCCAAUAGAACAGGAGGGAAAUGGCAUAGUGGUGGGUCCAAUAGAACAGGAGAGAAAUGGCAUAGUGGUGGGUCCAAUAGAACAGGAGAGAAAUGGCAUAGUGGUGGGUCCAAUAGAACAGGAGAGAAAUGGCAUAAUGGUGGGUCCAAUACGGAAGUAAAUUAAAUUUAAUUUGCCCAAAUGAGGAAGCUGGGAUAAUUAGCUUCUUUAAAAAAAAAGAUGCUGUGUAUGGUUUCAAAUCAACAGCUUGUAGGCUUAUACCUAUUUGGGCAAUGUGUGUGGCAUUAGGCCUGGCUGAUUAUUGAGUUGCGGCUGUCAGUGAAAAUGAUCUCAAAUAUGUGUGAAGAUAAUGUCUCUUGAAUAUAAUUGAAAAUGUUGAGUCAAGAAAAAGGGGAGGGUUGUCUGGUGAAGAUAUAGGUGAGUCUCUCUUCAGAAUGUCCUCCGCUGGCUUCCACCAAUUCUUGCUCCUUCAUUGUUUCAUUGUGUGAAUUGAUUGCCUUUAGAUUGAGUUUAUUAUAUCAAUUCCCCAUUACAAAUGUCACCAGUAGUAAAUGUACCGUUACUUCCUGUCAUUUGGUUACAUUCAUUUCUGUUAAUGCAUGUAUUAAUUACAGUCAUUUUACCGUUGUCAUUCUCGGAGUGGAAACGUUAUCUGUUCAAAACCUGCUACACUUGUGAGAAACCAGUUUUGGUUUAUUUCAGAGCCAUCAUUUACAACAUUUGUCCAUUUUUUCAUUGUCUUUGUUUGGAGUGCUUCAUGUGAGCAAUGAUCAUGUCUGGUUUCUC